Molecule: messenger RNA, 2946 nt
Organism: Fusarium mangiferae
Lineage: Eukaryota; Fungi; Ascomycota; Sordariomycetes; Hypocreales; Nectriaceae
Exons: 2
Coding region: 1-2946 (981 amino acids)
Source: RefSeq, a predicted model, not a curated record
AUGCCAGAGAACGAGUAUUCUACUUACACAAGGCUUUACAGCCAACUUUCGUCAGAAAAACUCGCCAAGCUUGAUCGACUUGGCUUACACCUUAACUCGCCCGAGCCUGCUAUUAUCUGUAAGCAAUGUGGCUACGCUAUAACGGCAGAUAAGGAUCGCGUAGCUCGACAUCUCGGGGAAAUCCACAACGUCGAUAAAGUAGCCCGCAGGGGAUUGAAUAAGUUGAUUCGUUCCUUGAAUCUCCCGGACCCGAAGAGUCUUCGCUCGCGACCUGAUGAUAGCGCACCUCAUCCUUACCUGAAAAGUCUGACGGGUGCAAGCUCUUGCAGGCAUUGCGGUCUGCGAUCAGUCAGCCAUGAUGUUCUUCAAUCACACCUCAGACACACGCACCCAGCGGAAAUAGAGCUUGCUAGAAAAUCAGGACGGCAUUGGUUACGAGACCACAUUAAGACAGGGCUAACCCUCCAGAGUUGGACGGCUCAGGGCGUCCAUAAGUCUUGGACCGUCGAAAUCGAAGGUGCCCAGACAUCUGAAAGGCAGUUGAACGCCAAUAUUCUGCUACAGGAGACGCCAGAUGCUAUCAAAGACUUUGCUCAGCAGCUCCUUUCCGAAGAACAGGAAAGAUUGGAGUCACGACUGAGUAGGAAAGAUUUGGUGCAAGACACUACAGAGGCGAACUUAAUGACUAAUUGGAUGCGCCGUACUGGGUGGGAACGCCUGCUCAAAAACGCCCGUCGCGAUAUCCUCGUAGCCAUGUCAGAUUUACCCAUAUUGACUGGUCGGCCGCUUCGCCUCGAAAUGCACGCAGGGGAGUCACUUUUGAGCUCAGUCGCAGUUGAGCAGCGGUUAGCGUCGAUUAUGGGUGCGACUGAUCGUCUAUUUGAUCGAUGUGGCAAUACUAUACGAAGCACUGAUGUCUGCGUGCGUAGAUGGCUCCGGGGUAGAUUGCCCGACCGUCCGUAUAAAGCGCCCUUCGAACUUGUCUCCAAAUCCAGCUCUGAGCGUGUAUAUCGGAAGGAGUUGAAGCGCUGCUUGUGUUUCUGGCUUCGAUUACUCCAGUUCCCACCCAGGACGGUCAAGGUUAUCCUAGGCCAAAGCUUAAGGAGAAGCCAACGUCAAGAGUUGACGCGACUUUGGGAGGACCCUGCCUGGAGUGUAAAUCAAGAUACGUUAUUGACUGAUGCAUCUCUACCUUGCGACGAAUCUGUAUCAGACGAAAGUAGUGAUGAAGACCAAGACGAAGAUGAGGGUCAAGGGAGCGAGGAUGACUGUACUGAAUGGUCUAGGGAGGAAAGCCUCGAUUACUCCGACGGCUAUUCAUCCACAAGAAAUUCUCCGACACCACAUACAACUACUGCAGCGGAUCCUGCUGCCGACCUUGUCCUACGUCUCGCUUACUACAUGACAACUGAAGAUUUUGCGGACGGAAGAUCAAGUUCCACCAUGCUCGUCUUCUUCAGCGCCGUUCGGGGACUCUCUGACCCAGACGGGGAACAAUAUCUCCGCCCGCAUAGAUUCACGCCCAUCUUAUCAAGACUGAUUUACUGCAUACGGCUAGUUUUUAUCGAGGCAAUACUGCCGCAGCUCGAGCAUCCCUAUGUAAAUAUUGCAUCUCGUCCACGGCACGGCCAGCUACAAAUAUUGAACGCCGCUCGUCGAGAAAAAAUGUGCGAUGGGACAAUGUCAUCGAUGGGAGAGUUCUUCAGUCUCCUGGAUUAUGGUCGUGCCUUGCGCCGAUCUGAAGGACCAGUGUACCACUUCUACUGGAGUGAAGAUGGUCAGACGCUUUCUUGGGAUGGUCAGACUUGCCUAACGAUGACUCAGUUCCGGAGUCUUGCACAUGAGGCACUGUCGCAAGCUUCAGCCCACUGUAAGCGAUUGAUGUACGACUGGGAUCCUGACUAUCUGGACCUUGCGGAAGUUCGGGAUCGCUUGUCAAAUACAACUAAUGGCUACUCUUUCGUAUCCGAUCCGGCCAACAAGUUAGAAGAUGCUUAUUUAGAACUCUUUAUGAGGGCUUGUAUCUCUCCUGCCGACGGUUUGCUUCAGAAGCGAGGGAAGGAUCAAAGCUCAUGGGAUGUAAAAGCAGCACGAGCAUAUCUCAGCGCACACGACGAUCUGCUACGAUGCCUCACGGCUCUAUUUCAGCUCGAUUGGGGCCACGCAUGCCGUAUUUCUGAGCUACUAACGCUAGAAUGCUACAAUACGGCCUCGAGGCUGAGGGGUAUUUGCGUCUAUGGAGCGAAGCUUUGCGCCAUUACAAGAAGCCACAAAGCCCGUCUUACUACAAACAACGAGUUCCAGGUAGCACGAUUCUUCUCUCCAGCUGUUUCUAGACUGGUUUAUCAAUAUCUAGUCUACAUUCAGCCCACCGCCCAUGCGCUCUUGCGUAAGUGUUUUCAUGCCACUCCUCGCGGCGUGUUACUCUUCACUCCUCUUCACAGACAGGCAACUUGGACCACAAAAACAUUCACCGAUGAGCUACGUCGUCUAAGCAGAUCAGUGCCAGGAAUAUCAUUCCAGAUAGGAGCACAACUUACUGCUGGUGAAGAUAUAGCGUUCGUGUGGCAAAGCGGCCAUAGACCUCUACAGAGACACACUACUUAUGGUCUUGACGGCGCGUUUCCGGACCAGCUACAGCCAGCAUUGUUGAAGAUCUACGCCAAGCUCUCUGCUGAGUGGCAGGCAUUCUUACGAAUAGAUGAACAGCCAAAUCUUAACUCUACUACGCCAAACGUUUCUAGUCAUGGCAAUGAUAGCAACGACCACGUUUAUGGCACUGAGAAUAUCGAACCGCUCUCUGGUCGAAAACGGCCCAAUAUUGGAAUAAAUCAGGCGGGAACAGCACACUUGCAAAAAAAAAGAAAGGCCGGACCGGAUACCCAGGAAAACCAUAGCUAUAGCGUUGGAAGUGCAGCCCUCGAUGAGACUACAAUACCCAUGUAA